Messenger RNA from Dentiscutata erythropus, 193 nucleotides. NCBI's taxonomy places the organism in Eukaryota, Fungi, Glomeromycota, Glomeromycetes, Diversisporales, Gigasporaceae. The record is from the annotation of a GenBank genome assembly.
AUGAUCCAAAUCGUUGAGUGCAAUAAGAAAAGUAAUAAUAAUGAACCGGUGAAUAUUUUUAAAGAAGAAACUGUUGAAUACAUUAAAAGUAAUAAUAGUGAACUAAGCAUUAAGAGUAAUAAUGGUGAACCAAGCAUUAAGAGUAAUAAUGAUCAACUAGUGGAAAUUUAUAAUGAAAAGACUAUUGAAUACA